UGGCGGCAGCCGGGCGGCCGCGUCCAAAGAUGGCCACGGCAGAAGCGGCCGACACUCAGCUGAUGCUCGGAGUGGGGCUGAUCGAAAAGGACACAAAUGGAGAAGUCCUCUGGGUGUGGUGUUACCCCCGCACCACAGCCGCCCUCAGGAGCCUGCUGCUCAGAAAAUGCUGCCUUACGCAGGAAAACGCGCUUCUGCACCCUUUUGUCUUUGGUCAGUACAGAAGGACCUGGUUUUACAUCACGACGGUUGAAGUUCCAGAUUCCUCAGUUCUGAAAAAGGUGACUCAUUUUUCUAUUGUUCUGACCGCCAAAGAUUUUAACCCAGAGAAAUAUGCCGCCUUCACUAGGAUAUUGUGUAGAAUGUACCUGAAGCAUGGGAGCCCAGUGAAGAUGAUGGAGAGCUACAUCGCAGUUCUCACAAAGGGGGUGUGCCAGAGUGAGGAAAACGGCUCCUUCCUCAGUAAGGACUUUGAUGCCCGAAAGGCCUACCUUGCAGGCUCCAUCAAAGACAUUGUAUCUCAGUUUGGAAUGGAAACUAUAAUCUUACACACUGCGCUGAUGCUCAAGAAGAGAAUCGUCGCCUAUCAUCCCAAAGUAGAAGCUGUCCAGGAGUUCACCAGGACUCUGCCUGCCCUGGUGUGGCAUCGCCAGGACUGGUCCAUCCUCCAUUCCUACGUACACCUCAAUGCCGAUGAACUGGACGCCUUGCAGACAUGCACAGGCUACGUGGCUGGGUUUGUGGACGUGGAGGUGAGCCACAGAGUGGGCCUCUACGACGUGUUUGUGAAUCUGGCCGAGAGUGAGAUCACCAUUGCCCCGCCCGCGAAAGAGGCCAUGGCAAUGGGAAAACUGCACAAAGAAAUUGGUCAGCUAAUUGUCCAGUCUGCAGAAGAUCCAGAGAAGUCCGACAGUCAGGUUAUACAGGAUAUCGCCCUAAAGACAAAAGAAGUCUUGAGCAGCCUGGCCCCGCUCUCCGAGGUUUCGGGUGCCGGAGGGAAGCUGGUCCUCCGCGUCGAGGCGCUGAAGCAGAAGCGGUUCCCGCCGGCCACAGAGAACUUUCUGUACCACCUGGCAGCGGCCGAACGGAUGCUGCAAACCUGACGCAGACAGCGUCCCUGCGGCCGGACCACUGCCCGCGUCCACUCUCAUCACCAGGAACUAUGGGAAAUAACAGAGCAAAUGAUCUAUUUUUAAUGAUUUACUUGCAAGUUUGAGAUUUGACCUGAAAACACUGAAACUCAUGAAUGUGUUUGUGAUUGUUCCCCGCCGAUCCGCUCCCUGCCUGCUGUCAGAGGCGGACGAGGUGCCGUAACUACUACACCUGACAUCCAAAAGCGGCCCCGUGCCGCAGACGCGGGCGGAAGCCUCUGCUGUCGCGUGAGCCCCGCUACCAGCACUGUUGCGAGCGAAGGUCAGCGGAGCCCCCUGCAGGUGCACCUUCCUGUUCUUGGCCUCUGAACACUUCAGCUUGUGAGGGUUUUGCAUCGGGUUUAUUCUCGGGUAGCCAACUUCCGUAAUCCGUAUUUUCAUGGCCACGGAAGCCUCUGACAGCGUAAGGUGUUACUGCUCUAACCCUGUAUUCUCUGAAGACUGGGGUCCUCCAUGGUAGCAGAAGCAGCAGUGAGCAGUGUUUUCCUGCCAUCGGUAGAGAGUGGGAGGAUCCACAUUUUCAGGCCACACCAGAGAAUGUCUCGAAGCCACCACAUAGCAAGCUAACCGCUCCUGUUCUGUCGGGUUCCUUCUCAUAGUCGGAGACCUUAAACUUGCCAAGGGAGCAGAGGUGUGAUUCCCCACGCGUCAUUUCCGUCCCUGUGUCGUUAAUGAGGAAAGGUGACUUUCACUCAGGACUGUGUCCUUCGAAAUCUUACCGGGAAACACGCGUGCAAAAAUGUCUUUAUUGGAUCUGUCACUUUAAUUGAGAGUGUUGGGCAUUGGUUAAAAAAAAUAAUAGCCUUUUCUCCAUCCCUCUUUGGGUGGGAACAGGGGAGGACCUGAAGUGAGACGCUGACUGAGGCCGACAGUGGGAUAUUGAACCUGCACUUUAUGGAAACGAAUACUAACAUUUUCACCCUCAUUUUUUGACACAUUAGCGAACAAAGUUGUUAAAAUUAUAAAUUCAUGUUGUAGAAAUAAAAUGGAAAAUAUUUUGA
Molecule: messenger RNA, 2152 nt
Organism: Lepus europaeus (European hare)
Lineage: Eukaryota; Metazoa; Chordata; Mammalia; Lagomorpha; Leporidae
Gene: DENND10
Product: DENN domain containing 10
Exons: 9
Coding region: 30-1103 (357 amino acids)
Biological process (GO): protein transport; regulation of early endosome to late endosome transport
Cellular component (GO): late endosome
Molecular function (GO): guanyl-nucleotide exchange factor activity; small GTPase binding
Source: RefSeq, a predicted model, not a curated record